Sitodiplosis mosellana (orange wheat blossom midge) is the source of this 666-nucleotide messenger RNA. RefSeq names its product DNA-directed RNA polymerase II subunit RPB11 (gene Rpb11). The record is from RefSeq and is a predicted model, not a curated record. Bases 135 to 488 code for a protein of 117 amino acids. Gene Ontology annotation, biological process: transcription by RNA polymerase II. The transcript has a single exon. Gene Ontology annotation, molecular function: protein dimerization activity; DNA binding. NCBI's taxonomy places the organism in Eukaryota, Metazoa, Arthropoda, Insecta, Diptera, Cecidomyiidae. Gene Ontology annotation, cellular component: RNA polymerase II, core complex.
AAAACGUACUAUUGUGACAAAGUCGCAUCAGUGUACAAGCACAAUUCAGGCGAACAACAAUUUUUUCCACUAAAAAGUAGCAAAAUUUAUUUUAGUUCAGUUGAAAAGGUGAACAUUUUCGAAGCAAAGGCAAAAUGAAUGCGCCACCAACCUUCGAGUCGUUUUUGCUGCAUGAGGGAGAGAAGAAAAUCGUCAAAGAGCUCGAUACAAAAGUGCCGAAUGCUGCAAUUUUCACGGUAAACAAAGAAGACCACACUUUGGGCAACAUGAUCCGCAACCAAUUGUUGAAAGACCCACAUGUUUUGUUCGCUGGCUACAAAAAUCCACAUCCAUUGGAGCAUAAGUUCGUACUGCGCAUCCAGACAACAAGUGACUAUUCACCACAAGAAGCUUUCAUGAAUGCCAUCACCGAUAUCAUCUCCGAGCUGUCGCUGUUCGAGGAACGUUUCAAGGAAGCACUCAAAGAGAAGAAGGAAGGAGGAGACUAGAUUUGCGUUUUCUUUCCAGUUUAUUCACCUUCAAAUAAGCUACCAGUUCUCAAAUAAGCAAAAUUUCGUUGCGAAACCACGUAUAGAUUUAAGAGGAAAGAGUCAACAAUAUGCGACAAUUUCAAGUUUUCAUUUCCAUUUUAAAAGCAUAAUAAAUCCGAUUUUUAUACAUAUGGAA